ACACACACGUGACACGUCUGAAAAUGAGCCAGAGGAAAAGGAGCAGCAUUUGGGUGCACUUUUCUCGCGGAGAAAACAGCAUUUGAAGACUCAACACCCAACACUGCAGGUCACAGGUUUGAGAGCAGAGCCAGACUCGGACAACAACAGUGACACUGAUGUGUCCAUUGCCUCCUCUGCCUCCACAUCAAGUGCAACUGCAGCCACAGCAGCCUCUGACCCCACUGGGCCCACCACAUCGCCUUGCCAGGCACUACCAAAAAGAAAGCAGACAUCCAUCAGUCAAUAUUUACCUCCUGUCUUGACCCCAUUAAGACAGGAGAAGAUAGACGAAGAGCUGGCAAAGAUGAUAGCCACUGACUUCCAGCCUUUCUCAAUAGUGGAGGACACAGGAUUCAAAAAAUAUUCACAGGUGCUCAACCCCUCCUACAUUCCUCCAAGGAGGAAGGCACUAGCCCAGAAGGUCACGGAUAUGUAUGACAGGGAGACAGCAUCUUUGAAGAGAAUGGUGUCAAAAGUACCAGCUGUCUGUUUAACCACAGACUGUUGGACUUCAAGAACGACAGCAUCAUAUAUGUCUGUAACCUGCCAUUUUAUCGAGGAUUUCCGUGUGGCCUCCUGCCUCCUGGACUAUUUUGAAUUCAGUGAGCGGCACACAGCAGACAACAUUGCACAACAGCUGCUUAGUGUUGCAGCAGAGUGGGGGGUGGACAAGAAAGUAGUGUGCUGCCUAACCGAUAAUGCCGAUAAUUUGAGGAAGUCACUGUGGAACUCAGUGCAGAAAGCUACUUGACAGCCUCGAAGGUCAUAGUGCUGGCCAGGGGACUUCAAAGAGCCACCGCUGAUUUCCGGCGAAACACUACAACAGCGGCAGCGCAAGGUGUGAUCGACAGUCUGUGUGCGAGUAUGUCAUCGCGAUUCCACAGGAUUCAUGCCAACCACAUACUAGCAGAUACUGCUGCACUUGACCCGCGUUUUAAGAGGAUGGCCUUCCCUGAUGGCAGAACAGCAGAUGAGACGUUUCAAAGGCUGUCAACUGCAGCAGCAAGAAUUAGCAGUGGCACACCCAUCCAACAGCAACCAGCUGUGGAAGGACUGGAAGGAGCAGGCAGUGGUGCUGGAUCAAUAGUUUGGAGCUAUUUCCAUGAGAAAGUAGCUGGAACAGUGGAAGCCAGGAAUCCCACCGCCGAUGCUGUCAUGGAGGUGCGAGCCUAC
This is a messenger RNA of Onychostoma macrolepis, 1215 nucleotides long. RefSeq lists its product as uncharacterized. Lineage: Eukaryota; Metazoa; Chordata; Actinopteri; Cypriniformes; Cyprinidae. The transcript is spliced from 4 exons. The record is from RefSeq and is a predicted model, not a curated record. Bases 347 to 793 code for a protein of 148 amino acids.